This is a messenger RNA of Castor canadensis (American beaver), 6115 nucleotides long. The record is from RefSeq and is a predicted model, not a curated record. NCBI's taxonomy places the organism in Eukaryota, Metazoa, Chordata, Mammalia, Rodentia, Castoridae.
GAAUCAGUGGUGAAAGAAUUUCUUGUUUGAUAAUCUGGUUUUUUGGGUGGGAUUUGAACUCAAGUCUCAUGCUUGGUAGGUAAGUUCUCUACCACUUAAGCCACUCCCCAGCUCUUUUGCUUUAGUCUUUUUAUAGGCUCUCCCAUUUUUGCCCUGGUGGGUCUAGACCAUGAUCCUCCUAUCUAUGCCUCCUGUGUAGCUGGGAUUACAGGUACACACCACCAUUCUUGGCUUAUGGAUUGAGCUGGGAUCUUACAAAAUUUUUGCUCUGGCCUCAAACCAUGAUCCUCCUCCUUUCUUACCUUCUGAAGUAGCUGGGAUUUUAGGUGUGUGCCACUGCACCUGGCUUUUUAAAAAAAUGUAGUGCCUAUUAUGUGUCAUUCAUUUUCUUAAACAUUCAUCAUUGAAAAUGAGAACCCAAAGGGCUCGUUUUUAAUCUAUGCAUGGUGUGGCUUUAGAUUUCUGUGAUGGUGCCUGGGAGGCUUUGAGUGAUUGAAGGGGACUGGUCCACAGUUUCUACCUUGAACCAGUCCUAGUCUACUGAAAUAUCUCUUAUACAGUGGUAAAGGUUUUUGUUUUUAUAAAAUUCCAUUGCUUAAAAACGUUUAAAUGCCAUUACUUUAUGGUAUUGGUAUUAUUGUACACAGGAAAAUAAAUCACUUCUUUUGAAGAAUCAUUUUGGAUUGUUCACAUCUCAAAGGAAUGAACGAAAUGCAUGACUUUUCCUCUCACUGGGUCAUAAGUGCAACCUAUUGGAAUGCUUAGAAUUCUUUUUUUUGCAUUUUUAUAACUUUGAUUUCAUAGCCAAAAGUCUUAUAACUCACAAACUAAGGAGUAAAAACUUAAGCAUCUGACAAGAGGCAUGAUUGCAUUCCUGUUGGUUCUGAUUAACUCAAUUGUUAGCUCUGCCUUCAAAACAAGACUACUUCUAAGAGAUACUUUCUAAGAGAUGCCCAAUUAUGUCUUUGUGUUUUCAGGAGUCCAUUAAAAAUUUGGUCUGUUUAAUGUCUCCUAAAAAAACAAUACAAGGGGUUGAGAAGAUUGAAGAAGGCUGAAAGCCAGCCAAUGGACUCAGUUGGUGGGCUCCACUAUCUCACCAUGACAGCUGAAAAUUCUACGCCUGGAGACUUGUCUCUGGUCCCCCUCAUCACUUGCAAGCUCUGCCUAUGUGAACAGUCUCUGGACAAGAUGACCACACUCCAAGAAUGCCAGUGCAUCUUUUGUACAGCUUGCCUGAAACAGUAUAUGCAGCUGGCAAUCCGAGAUGGAUGUGGGUCUCCCAUCACUUGCCCUGAUAUGGUGUGUUUAAACCACGGGACCCUGCAGGAAGCUGAGAUUGCCUGUUUGGUACCUGUGGAUCAGUUUCAGCUUUAUCAGCGGUUAAAAUUUGAGCGAGAAGUUCACCUGGACCCCCAUCGAACGUGGUGUCCUGUUGCAGACUGUCAGACAGUGUGCCCUGUUGCAGCAAGUGACUCAGGACGGCCUGUGUUGGUGGAAUGCCCUUCUUGCCACCUAAAAUUCUGCUCAUGUUGCAAGGAUGUAUGGCAUGCAGAGGCCUCCUGUAGAGACAGCCAAUCUAUUGUCCUGCCAACCGAGCACGGAGCCCUCUUUGGGACAGAUACGGAAGCCCCAAUUAAGCAAUGCCCAGUUUGCCGGGUUUAUAUCGAACGCAAUGAAGGCUGUGCUCAGAUGAUGUGCAAGAACUGCAAGCACACAUUUUGCUGGUACUGUCUGCAGAACCUGGAUAAUGACAUUUUCCUCAGGCAUUACGACAAAGGGCCAUGCAGGAAUAAACUUGGACACUCAAGGGCAUCAGUAAUGUGGAACCGAACACAGUUCUGGAGGCCUGGAAGUCUGAGGUUCAGGUACCAACAUGGUCAGGUUCUGGUGGUAGGGAUUCUUGUGGGAUUGGGUAUCAUUGCCUUGGUCACUUCACCCUUGUUACUCCUGGCCUCUCCGUGUAUAAUCUGUUGUGUCUGCAAGUCCUGUCGAGGCAAGAAGAAAAAGCAUGAACCAUCCACAACCUAAAGACUUCUGUGUUCAUGUGUCACAGAUGUCUAGGUUACUGGAGACAGCACAGUGAUCAAACCCCACUUAGUGAUGUUGCCUCCUUCUCCUUGCCAAACUUUGGAAGUGCCUCUGUGUCUAGACUUUGAACUUGCCUGCAAGCAUUCAGCGUUGGAAAAGGCCAAGUCCCAAGUACAAGUGUUCUUGUGCAACAAGAACCUGACUCUGCGGUCCAGGCUGUGUCUGUGGAGUAUGUUGGGAACUUUUGGGUUGCUUGGGAGGAACUAACACACCAUCAUAUUAUCAUCUAAAGGAUCUCACUGGGCUGCUCAUCUUCUAGCCAAAUUCAAGGAGCCUGUGUGAACAUUCAAUAUAAUAAAUGCGUUGUCAUGGUUGGCAACAUACAUGAUAACUGAGAAGAAGAGUCUGUUCUGUGUUGAUUUGACCGCCAUGAGAGUCAUGGCAGAAAGCCAGUGUGAUGGGGGAAGGGUAAGACUGUAUAAUGAGAAAUUCUCAUAAGAGUGAUAAAGCAGGCUGCUUAUCUUAGGAGUCAAUACAUUGGUUGUGCCUGUGCUGGCUACUGGGUGUGCUAUUCCAAACGUUCCUACUGUGACUUGGCAGAAACAUAAUAAGUUUCUCCUUGUGUGAUCUCAGCUUCAAGCAAAAGAAACUGCUGUGCAGAGACAGUGGCCCUUCUUAGGAAAAGAGUUGCAGUGUGCAAAACAACAUGGUCUAAUUCGUGUCUCUCCUUUUCCAACUCAUCUCUUACAGCCAGUAGCAAAGGUCUACAAAAUUGUUUUAUAUGGAAUAUGGGUAGAAGCGUAUAAGUUCAAAACCUUUGUCACAGACAAAUAAGGACCUUUUCUGGGCUCUGUGUUCAUACCCCCAACAGAUGUGGGAGUGGACCUGAAAAUAUACAUCAUGUACAUCCAGUAUCCAUAUGAUUUGUAGUCUACUUAGAAUUUCUAUGCAUUGAAUAUGCAUGGAUAUACCCAAUGAUAAACACAAAUAGUUUAUUUCAAACCCUUCUUUAUAUAAGUAAAAUGGUUUAUCAGUCGACCUAAAAUAUUUUUUGCAGAGUAUAUAGUUGUAAGCUCACAACUUACUUUAAGGUAUAGAUUCAGAAACAUAACUCUUUUAAAAUAACACUUAGUACAAUAUCUUGCCAUGUCUAUGAAAAUACUGAUAAUCAAGUUAUUUGCAUAUUUUCAAACAUAAUUCAGAGCAGCCCUUCUCAGCAUAACUCAAUAUUGCUCUUCAGCAGCUGUUAUGCAAUAUGAAUACUUUCUGUGUGAACAAGACACUGAAAAGGCAGCAAAAUGUGUAAGAAAUGAAGUGGAAACGUUUUUACAUAUCUUCAAUAGCUUGGAUUUAUAUCACCUCAUUGUGACUUAUUUUUCUCAUUAUACCAUUAGCCAGAUUUGAAUAAAUGGGGUUUUGAAAAGAUAACAGCAUUUUCUCCAGUGACGGGAUUGCAUAAUUACCAUUAGGAAUGCAGCCUGGUGCUUCAUGGGAAUUAUGUUAAAUAUUAACAGAUACUGCUUCUGGAAGCCAGGGAUACCUUAUCAGGAACUAUUCAGGACCUAUUUUCUGAGGUAACUGGGUGACUAGAUUUUUAAGCUGCUGCUAUUCUGGACCUACUAUUAAAGACUGAUGCUUUCUCUAUGUAAUGGAAUGUAUCCUAAGUGGGGAUGUGUAUAUUUAGGGGUCUUAAAUUCACACAUAUAUAUUGGUAUCGGACAUGUAUAAUGUAUCCAUUAAUCAUGUAAUUUUUAUUUAUGAUUUGUAUAGAAUAUAGAGGAGAACUCUGGAAAACUUUUGAAUGGCAUCCAACCAAAAUAAUUUAUAAUCGUUUAUUAGAAGUUUCUCAAUAUUAAGUGACUUUCUUUUCCUGUGAAUCUCUAAACACUUCAGAAAAACUCUUCUGUCACAGUGUAUUUCAUAUUAGUGUAAAUACAAAUGUAUAUAUCUUACAUAGCUAAUUUGCUUUGUCUUAUACAUAGCCUACUGCCUCAUUAUAGAUACAGGGCAUUUAAUAACUGCUCAGGGGAUCACAGGAACUCAACUGAAAUUGGAUUUCUGUACCAAGAAUGUCAGUAGUGGCUCCUCCGCUAGUAAACUCUAAGCUUGGUUGCACAAAGACUCUUUAAAUAGGGACAGAAUUUCAGUAACCUGGAGUGCUAUGUUCUCAGAGAAAGAACUUGUGUAUUUGUAGGAAAGGUGGAAGAAACUAUCUAUGCUAUUUCUUUGGCAAAAUUGAAAGAAUUUGUCUUCUAAAAUUGUUGUAGAUUUUACAAAAAUACUAGCUACUUUUUUGUGGCGGGGAGGGAUGGCUAAGGAGUGAAGGGUGUUUGUCAAACUGACUUUAAGUAACUGGAUUUAAGCUUUGUAAUGUUGAAAAGUGCCCGAAAAAUGGUGACUUCUUCCUUAAGUCACAAGUUUGUGAGAUUGUCAGAAUCAAGAGAAAUGGAUUGGUAGGCUGAACCUACCAUAUCUCUGGUGUAUCAAAGGGCACAGUACAAGCCAAACUAGAGACUUGCUUAGGAAGGAUGUUGGAAGCUGAUAUUUUGCUUUUGGGUAAUUGGCCACUGACAGUUUAACUUUGUUAGUUCUACCUGCCAGCUCUAUCCUUUUUCUGUUUUAACAAGAUACAUGGGUCUACAUAAGAACGCUUGGAUGUUGUGACAAAAGUCUUUUUUGUGUUUGGAGUACCAUAGUCCAUUUGAAAUAGAAUUCAAAAAUCUUCCACCAAGUUGUAAUCUGUGUGCAAUAUCCCAUCAUCCAGAAAUACCACUGAUGUAAUGGUACAACAUCUGGCUGUUACCCCUUCUAGGGACUUUCCUCUUGGUACCAGGCAGGGAAGUGAGGAGGAAAGCCAUAUGGAAGCAAAUGUUAAAAUCUUAGGCAUCUUAUUUGUCCAUGCCAUUGGUAUUUGCUUUGGACUUGAAGUCUGUACUUUGAAAGUGGCCUUUGAAAAACAAAUAAUUCACAGUGUGAAUUUUCUUGUAGCCUGGAUCACAAAAAUUUUAUCUAUCCAGGUUUGAAAAUUACAAGUUUGUUUGAAUGUAAACACUGUUUCUUGGAGCCCCAAAUUUUCUCUUAAAAAAUUAUUUAUCAUCUAAGUAUGUAUUACUUUAGCCUUCCCUACACAGGGCUUCUAAAGGAAUUUUCUUUCCAUUCAUGAAUAGAUAGAUGCCUUUUUGAGUAUAAAAUCAUGUGUGUAUAUAUGUAGCUUUAAGGACAAUUUUGGAAAUGCCUUAGAUGAAUGACAUUUUAUAAAGCUGUCAGAAUUGAUAUCUACAGGCUAUUACAUCUCAUGUUGAUUCAUGAUCCAGGAAAUUUUGUUAUGAACAUAAGAAAUUGCUAUUGUAUUAUAUUUUGCUAUUUCUUUGGAAGGGAAAUAACUGUUUUGUCUAUCCCAAAUAAAUGUGAGCAGGAAAUCAAGUGUGUUAACCUUUGUUGUGCUGCACAAUUCUAGACACAUUCAAUUUUUUCCUCUAAGCACCAUCCAAAUCAUUAAAUGCUGGGUUCAGAAUUUACCAAAAGUACCAGAAUUUGCAGUUGAUGGGAAUAGCUCUUGCUACUGUAUGUCUUAAAAGAAAUGGUGGCAAAUGUAAUAACUUUACUUGUUGCAGAUUCUCUUUUGCUAUGUGGACUAUUCCUCACUGCCAAUGCACAGGAUUUGAUCAUUAUCCAGAGAAGUAACCAACAAUACAGGUCUUUAAUCACCUAAUGUACAAUAAUGGUAGGUGUCAAAACCAUUAGUUUACUAAAAUGUGGGUUGAACUAAAUGCUUUCUGAGAUCACUUCCAACCUUCCAAAAGUCUGUUAGAGGAAUGUGUUUCCUUAUUACAAUUUUUAAAGAAAGGAAUUACAUUAGAGUGUUAACUUAAGGUCAUUUCCAUUUUAUUAGUAUUCAAGGCAGGACUCAGCUAAAGUUGAGUGUCAGAAGUUGGUUAACAAGCAGAACAUAUAUUUAGACAAAACUGAAAGGUCACUUUCCUCUACUGGUGUUGAUGCCUUUUUAUUAAAUGUUAUAUUCCUUCCAAAAGGAUACCUUAGUAUAAAUGCUUACAAUUGACUUAUAAUUCAAAUUUCAUUUACUAAU